AUGGUUCCUAAUUCUGAGCAAAAGGAUGGCAAGCCACGAGCUAGGUGCAAGUUGUGUGGAGUCACUUAUAUGGCUACGAGCAAAUAUGGAAUCGGAAAUAUGAAGCGUCACAUUGACACAUGCCCCAGGAGAAGUUCACGAGAUAUUGGUCAGUGUUUGUUAUCACAAAAUAGUGGAUCCGGAUCUGUCUCAAUAAGUAAUCUUAAAUUUGAUACUAAUGAAUAUAGAGAAUUGUUGAUAGCAGCUAUUGUGAAGCAUGAACUGCCUUUUCGAUUUGUUGAAUAUUUGGGGAUUUUUGUAUUAACUUUGGACAAUGCAUCUUCUAAUGAUGUUUCAGUAGAAUUGUUAAGAACUCAGUUGAACAUUAAGAAAGCUCUUGUUUGUGAUUGUGAGUUCUUUCAUCUUCGUUGUUGUGCACAUAUUCUUAAUUUGGUAGUACAAGAUGGGUUGAAAGAGAUUGAUCAUGCUAUUCAAAAAGUUCGUGAAAGUAUCAAGUAUGUUAAAGGAUCACAAACAAGGAAAGUAAAAUUUUUAGAUUCAACAAAUCAAAUGUCUUUGGAUAGCAAGAAAGGGUUGAGACAGGAUGUCCCCACUAGAUGGAAUUCUACUUAUCUUAUGCUUGAGAGUGUUAUUUUCUAUCGUCGUGCCUUUAGCCAUUUGGAGUUGACUAAUUCCAAUUUUAAGCAUUGUCCAUCAAAUUCUAAGUGGGAAAAAGUGGAGAAGAUUAAAGGUUUAUUGAGUGUUUUUUAUGAAGCCACUUGUGACUUUUCUGGGACGAAAUACCCUACAGCCAAUCUCUACUUUCCAGCUGUGUUUUUGAUUUAUUUUAGAUUAAAGCGGCACUCUGAGGGUGAAGAUGACUAUUUGAAGAGAAUGUCUUGCCAAAUGCUUACUAAGUUUGAGAAAUAUUGGUCUGAGUUUAAUGUGUUGUUGGUUAUAGCAGUUAUAUUGGAUCCUCGAUACAAGCUUCAUUUUGUUGAUUUUUCUUAUACAAAGCUUUAUGGAGAUUGUUCUAUUGAGUUUAUGAAUGUUCGAACCAAGAUGGCAUCUCUUUUCAUGGAAUAUGCUUCUUCUAGUGUUCCCACAUGUUCUACCAUGACUUCUGAAAGUAAUGUUAGUGGAGCGGAAAGUGAGUCUUCAGUUAAUAAACAAGUAUUUCAGGAAUUUGAUUCAUUUAGACAUGAUGAUCUUAGUGCCCAUUUGCACAAAAGUCAAUUGGAUCUUUACUUGGAUGAACCUAGGUUUCUACAGUUGCUUCUGAAUCUACUUUUAGUGUUGGUGGACGUAUCAUUGAUCAGUUUAGGAGUGCACUAA
Messenger RNA from Carya illinoinensis, 1314 nucleotides. Its product is annotated as zinc finger BED domain-containing protein RICESLEEPER 2-like. The coding region runs from base 1 to 1314 and encodes 437 amino acids. The transcript has 4 exons. Gene Ontology annotation, molecular function: DNA binding. NCBI's taxonomy places the organism in Eukaryota, Viridiplantae, Streptophyta, Magnoliopsida, Fagales, Juglandaceae. The record is from RefSeq and is a predicted model, not a curated record.